Molecule: messenger RNA, 1692 nt
Organism: Sordaria macrospora k-hell
Lineage: Eukaryota; Fungi; Ascomycota; Sordariomycetes; Sordariales; Sordariaceae
Biological process (GO): membrane protein proteolysis
Cellular component (GO): cytoplasmic side of endoplasmic reticulum membrane; membrane; lumenal side of endoplasmic reticulum membrane
Molecular function (GO): aspartic endopeptidase activity, intramembrane cleaving
Source: RefSeq, a predicted model, not a curated record
AUGGCUUCUCCUGAAGCCUCGGCCGUCAACGCGACGGGAACUACCCCAACUCCGCUCCCAGAUGCCAAACCACAUACUUUCCACUGGGAGAUGUUCCUCAGACCAGAAGUGCUCUGGUUUGACGCUCAGGUUAUCUUCGGCGCCUUGACCGUAAUAUGGCUUGGUGCUCAUGGGUCUCUCCGCCGACCUCCCUCUGCUGCCCCAGCAGAGUCCGAAGACAAGGACAAGAAGAAGAAGUCAAAGGAAGACGAGCAGUUCACUGAAGGAUUGACCGCCUCUGAUGCCAUAAUGUUCCCCAUCCUGGCUGGUGCUGUUCUCAUUGGGCUCUACUAUCUGUUAGAAUGGCUCAAGGACCCCAAUCUGCUGAACAAGAUUCUUCGCGGCUAUAUGUCCGUCGCUGGAGUUGCCGGCCUCGGAAAGCUGUCCGGGGACGCCUUGGAGAUUAUGACCAGCAUAAUCUUCCCAAGCGUAUGGUCAGAUCGCAGUAACAAGCUCUACUACAUCGAUCCAGAACGCCGCUCUCAGGUCCUGGUUGACCCUACGACGAACCAGGCCAUGAUCACCGAGAAGAGGUCGCCCUUGCCCGGUGUUCUUUCCAUGGUACCGCUGCCUACCGGCAUCAACACACUUGCCUGGGAGAUUCGACACCUCUUUACGGAAAAAUGGACAGUCCGUCUUGCGGCUCAUGGCUUCGGCUCUCUCAAGUCCCAGAUCAAGUUCAACCAUAUCCUGGGAUUCUUGGUCUCGAUCGGGAUAACCACCGCUUAUCACCUUAUGGAGUGGCAUGUCCUUUCCAACAUUCUUGGGUCUGCCAUGUGCUACGCUGCCUUCGGCAUGCUCUCGCCCACGUCUUUUGGUAUAGGUACCUCUGUCCUUUGGGGUCUCUUCUUUUAUGAUAUCGUAAUGGUGUUCUACACUCCAUUCAUGAUUACCGUUGCCAAGAAGGUCGACGCUCCAAUCAAGCUCGUCUUCAGAAGCUCUUCCGGCUUCAGCAUGCUCGGACUCGGAGACAUUGUCGUGCCUGGCUUGCUCAUGGCGCUUGCCCUUCGCUUCGACUUGUACAUGUUCUACAAGAGACAAAUCCAGUAUCAACCUAUCGAAGCUUCAGCUGGAAAAAACUCCCCAUCCACGGAUCAAGAAGUUACCACGACGACUGAGAUGCAGUUCAAGAGAACCAAAACACCAUUCGUGGAAUCUGAAGGCCAAUGGGGCAACCGCUUCUGGACAACGAAACUGGGCAACCUGAUGCCAAACCCAGCAUGUGGCGCGGUCAGAGCCGCAACCGCUUUUCCCAAGCCCUACUUUUACGUGUCGGUAGCGGGUUAUGCCUUGGGCAUGGUUUUAACCUUGACGAUGCUUCAGGUGUUCAACCACGGACAGCCCGCAUUGCUAUACCUAGUCCCUUGCGUCACCGGGUCAGUGUGGCUGACUGGUCUGGUCCGUGGGGAGCUUAAGGAUGUGUGGGGCUACACGGAGGAUGGGAGCUUGGACACGAAGGACGUCGUUGUCACAUUGGAUGCCAAUGGAGAUGAAGUUAGGAAGCCAGUCACAGACAAGGAUGAAAAGGAAUCGAAGGAUGGUGCUAAGAUCGAGAAGGAGGCGGAGACGAAGGAAGAGGAGAUACCCGAAGAGUAUGAUGUUGUGCUUUUCUCGAUCAAGGCUCCCAGGCCUAAGCCUCCGAAGACAGAUUAG